GGCAAGGGGUGGAACUGUCGUAAUGGCGGAGGCUGCUAUCCCGUUGCUUCUAUGCUACCGGGCCUGUGGUCUACGAGUUAGGGCUGUGUUGUUCUGUACAGAGAGCGAGAUGCUGUUUUUCUUCUCCCUACAAUACUCUGUUCAUGGGAUUCCUGGCGACUGUUAGGCACAGUGAUUUUACGCUUGCCUCGGUAGAGAGUGAGGAAGGGAAAGGCGAGAGACCCCCUAUGUUGAACAUUUUUAAAGACAAAUUUUUUUAAAUCAAUUUAUUUAUGAUUGUGCAUGUGCAUUUUCCUUGCGAGUUUGUCUGUGCACUAUGUCAGUGCAGAGCCCGCAGAAGUCAGAAACGAGUGUCAUUUGGAACGUGAGCUAUCACGUCGGCGUGGCAAGAGGUUCUGAUGGGAACCUCCUUCAGCUAAUGACCUUUAAGAGACUGGACCAGGUAGGGGUGUGACUUUUUGGGAACCCAGAGAAAACCACCAGUCUGCCCAGCUCUCCUACUCUCUUGUUCCUGCGACUCCUGUUCCUGUUCCUCUCUAACACGGGCAAAAACCAAAUUGGGACUGUCCACCAUGGCUUGCAUCUCUCGGCCAUGAGAUGGAGAUCUUCACAGAAAGCCACAAUCAAUCAAACUGCAGAGAACAAGCGACCAUGUGGCGUCCAGUCGCAACUGAAACGUCUACAACACAACUCCUGUGCCUAAGAUUGGGGGGGGCAUAGUGGAAGAGAGGGGGUGGAAAGACUGUAAGAGUCCACGGAACAGGAACUUUGAUGUGAAACUGCAUCUCCUAGGAAUGUAAUAAUAGACGCUUCACCUAUGAAGUCCCAUCAACGUGCUGACUGAACAAGGUAGUGUGCCACUAUGGAAGGCGGAAAUCUCCUGGGGUCUCAACCAUAGACAAGGAAAUACUGAGGGUGAAACGGAAAUACUGAGGGUGAAAUAGUCUGUCCCAGCGAAGAGCUCACAGAUUAGUUAUCCAACACCAAGUGGUCAGCACCAAAAUAAAGUCAUACAAAUACUGUCAUAUGGACUGAGCAGGUUGUAGUGAUAUAUUUAGGAGGGUUGUGUUAAAACAACAAAGAAAGACCAUGAAUUUGAGAGAUAGAGAAAGAGAGAGAGAGAGAGAGAGAGAGAGAGAGAGAGAGCGAGCGCGCAUGGGACAGGUAACAUGGGAAAAGUUAGAGGGUGGAAGGGAAGGGGAUAAUGAUGUAAUUAUAUUUUAAUUUCAAAAUAAAAUUUUUUUGGUCUGUAAAGAACAACGUUUUAUCAUUUGCAGGAAAAUGGAUACAACUGAAGAUAAUAGUAUUAAGCAAGUUAAGACAGUCUCAGGCAAAUAUUGUAUGUUUUCUCUCAUUCUGGUUCCUAGGUUCUAUAUAAAUACAUAAAAUUAGUUAUGUAUAUAUGACAUGAGAGCAGAAAUAAAGAUUUUUAGGGCAAGAAAGGGAACUAUCAAGAGGGUAGAGGGGCAGGAAUAGGGAGAUUGAGGGUAUAGGGUGGAUACAUUAAGCAUAUAAUAUAUACUUGUAUAAAAACUUUAAAAUUAAGGAUCCUAAGAGAGACAUAUAUGGAUCUAAUCUACAUGGGAAGUAGAAAAAGACAAGAUGUCCUGAGUACAUUGGGAGCAUGGGACCAUGGGAGAGGGCAGAAGAGGAGGAGAGAGAAAGGGAAGGGAGCAGAGAAAAACCAAGUAGCUCAAUAAAAACAACUAAAAUAAAUAAAUACAUUUUAAAAAAUAGGAAAAGUGCUAAAAGUAAGUAAAACACAAUAGAAAAUUUAGACAACAAUGAACUAAGCUAACAUGCUCACAAUGAGUGUGUACAGGAUAGCCUAAUUUAAAGUGAGUACAGCUGGACAUGGUGACACACACCUUUAAUGCCAGCAUCAUGGAAUGGAGGCAAAGGCAAAAGGAUCUCUGUGAGUCUGAGGCCAGCCUCGUCUAUAGAGAGAGUUUUAGGCCAUCCAAGGCUGCAUGGUGAGACCCUGUUUCAAAAGAUUAGAUUGAGUGCAAAGAUUUGCAACCAGAUUUAACCAGGAAAGAGGUGCUGUGUCUCGUGUGGAAGCAUGCCCCCUCCUUUCAGAAGAUGUGAACUCAACUCGGGCCGCUCAUUUGAAAACUGCCAAGUUUCCCCACUCUAAAAGGACCUGAUUCACUCUCUGAGGUCAGACCUUAGCUCGCUAAUCUGCCAUGACAGAGACUCUUCUUGAGUCCUUAUCAGCCUUCCUCAGUGGGUCAGUGUUGUGAAGGCUGAGGAGUCUGGCAGAGUUCCUGUUCCUCCCAGGCCGAUAUCACAGGGCGGCAGGGCCCUCAACAGCAGGCAAACAUUCCUCCCAGAGCCAGAUGAGGAGCUGAAGCAGCCAGAGGAAACAAGAGUACCAGGAAUACCUUUCUGUUAUUGCUGGGAGUGUAAAAAAAAUGCCCUAUGCUGAGAUCACCAUAAAUUUGGGCAAAGUGACUUUGGGAGAAGAGAACAGGAAGAAAAUGACCAAUAAUUGUUUGAAAAGACACGAGAACUCAAGUGUCGUCCAGGCUGUCUGUGCACUGCUGAAUUCUGGAGGAGGCGUGAUCAAAGCAGAUAUCAAUGACGAAAACUAUAGUUACCGGUGCCACGGGCUGGGACAGGAUCUGGAAACUUCCUUUCAAAAGCUCCUUCCGUCAGGUUCACAGAAACACCUUGACUAUAUGCAACAGAACCACCACUUCCUGAUUUUUGUAAAGUCGUGGAGGCCAGAUGCCUCCAGCCUGCUGCUGAAGAUUUGUAGCUUACGCUCCAAUUUAUACCAGAGAGAUGUGACCUCUGCCAUCAACCUGAGCGCCAGCAGUGCCCUAGAGCUUCUCAAAGAGAAAGAGUCUAGGGCCCAAAGAGGUGUCCCCAGGCUGCAGUCUCAGAAAUGCACCUUUAACAGAUCCAUCCAGGAAGAAGAAGAUAUUAAGGUGUGCGCCUCAGAAUUUUUUAAAAAAGAUAAACUCAAUUAUAAGGAGAGGCUUAACUUCACAGAGUCAACACACGUGGAGUUUAAAAGGUUCACCACCAAAAAGAUUGUCCCUCGGAUUAAAGAGACGCUGGCUCAUUACGUCUCUGCGUUUGCCAACACUCAAGGGGGAUAUGUAAUUAUCGGGGUUGAUGAUAAGAGCAAAGAAGUGUUUGGAUGUAAGAAAGAAAAAAUGAACCCGGAAUUACUAAAAAUAGAAAUUAAAAACUGCAUAGAAAAGUUGCCCACAUACCACUUCUGUCGUGAAAAGCCCAAGGUGAAUUUCACAGCCAAAAUUUUGAAGGUUUACCAAAAAGAGGCCCUGUAUGGUUAUGUCUGUGUGGUUCAAGUAGAGCCCUUCUGCUGUGUCGUGUUUGCUGAGGACCCAGACUCCUGGAUUGUGAAGGACAAUGUUGUCAAAAGACUGGCGGCUCAACAGUGGGUGGACAUGAUGCUGGGUAUUCAGCCAGAUCCUUCCAGUUUGCCCACCACUGAUCCUGGUGCUCACCCGAUCUCAUCAGCUUCGUCUGCACCAAGAAGGCCUGUGCAUCUCAGCAAAGUCCUGGAAUAUAAGGAGACUCUGCAGCGCCGUUUCUUUCCAGUGACAGAGGCAAACCUACAGUUUCAGCCAGAAUCCCUCUGUAAGAAGCUGUUCUCAGACCAUCAUGGACUGGAGGACUUACUGAAGGCACAGACGCAUCCUCGUUCCCACGGGACGGUGAUAGUUUCUAGAAGCUGGGCUGGUGAUAUUGGUUUAACGAAAGAGCGGAAGGUCCUGUGCGAUGCUCUCCUGGUCGCAGUCAACAGCCCGCUGGUACUCUACACAAUCUUAACAGACCCGAGUUGGAACGGAGGAUCUGACUAUGCGCACAACACCGCCCUUCAGUUAAAGCAGCAGCUACAAACCCUUGGCGGCUACCCAGGGAAGGUGUGCGUCAUUCCAAGGCAGAUAUGCCUGAGCAGCAGAGGGCUCAGACCUGAUCCAUCACUUGUGUGCUACCCCCGAUCCUACACACUGUCUAGUCAGACAGAAGUGGAAGAUGUGCUAAAAGCCCUUGUGGUGGUCCCACUGUGUUCCAGGUCCCUGCUGAGUCAUCAGCUGGGCUGUGAGUUUUUCAAACAUCGGAUAGAAGAGCAAUGCCACUCGCUUUCCCAGAGCCUCCGGGAAACCCCAGAGCUGUUCAUCCAUUGCUUUCCAGGAGCCAGGAAGACACCUCUAGCUAUAAAGAUGACAGAGAAAAUCAAGGAUGUGUUCCACUGCAAACCAAAGGAGAUCCUCUAUGUUUGUGAGAAUGACUCCCUCAGGGAGUUUGUGAACCGACAAGUUGCUUGCCAAGUUGUGACCCAGAGGACCUUCAUGACAGAAGAGUUCCCAAAGAUUAAACACAUAGUGGUGGAUGAGCCUGAGGAUUUCUGUAGGAGACACGGUGACUGGUACAAGAAGGCUAAGAGCAUCACCCAUCCAAGAGCGAAGGGGGCUUCAAGCGAAAGCCUUCACCAUGGGACCCUCUGGCUUUUUCUGGAUCCUUUCCAAACCCAUCCUGCAGCUGUUAGUGGCCUUCCUACUCCUUCUGCUCAGUUUCCUCGGAAAGUGAUCACUGAGAUCCACUGUGCUGUGGAAAUAGCAAACAUCAUAAAAGAAGAAAUGAAGAGGAUGCGAGAAAAUCCUCCUUCCAACGCAUCUCCAGACAUGCUGGCCAUGCUCCAGGAGGCUCCCUACGAGGAGGCGAUGUGUGCCCAGGUUCUGCCUGGUGUGUGUGAGAUCAAGGCUAACCUGACACUAGAAGAGAUGGCUGACUAUGUGGCAGAGAAAUGUCACAGCCUGUUCCACGAUGGCUAUCUGCCCACAGAUGUUGCAGUUCUGUACAGGAGAGAGGAAGACGGAAAACAGUAUAAGGCUGCAUUGCGCAGAGCGAUGGCCCACAGAGCAAUGGAGGUUGCAUUCUGCACCGCUGCUGACGUUUGUAGCGAUGGCAUUGUUUUAGACAGUGUUCAGCAGUUUUCAGGCAUGGUAAGGAAGAUUGUGUUUGGGCUUAGUCCCGAAGGCGCGCAGUCAGAGGGGGCCCAUAAGCUCUGCUUUGCCUCCAAAGCCGUUACACAUCUCUACUUGCUGUGCUAAAGGAGGACAGCGUCCUGGUGACUAUUGUAAUAAACACAGGAAGUCGAACAAGAGCAAUCUCUCCUCCCAGAUGGGAGAUGGGUGGCAGCUACUUCCUUUUUAAUAUUACAAGUGGAGAAAUGAAGGCACAUCGCUAUGGCCUGGAGUUGCAGCCUUUUUUUUUUUCUUUUGUGGAGGGCUGUGUCACUCUGCUUAGUGGUGGCUGUGCCCUUUGCUCAGUCUACUUCUCUUUCCUGGACAGUGACAAGAUAAGUAUGAUUCCCUGCCUCCAAUCUUCCUAAGUUAAUUCAGUUCUUACUCUGUCAUCCAAAGAUCCUAAAAUAGAAAACAAAUCUUAUGAAAUUCCCUGCUCUGGGGAGUUCCUGCAGCCUUUAAAUGGAACGAGUUUCCAAGGCUUUCUACGGUGCUGACCCCAUCCUGGAUCAUGCCUCCAUCUCCCAGCGUGUCUAUGCACUCCAGGCUUGUAGCCAUGUUGGGAGUGAUGGUCGGAUAUCCUUUAGACUUGGACUGAGUAUCUUGAAAGCAGCACCUAGACUAGCAUCUCAGACUGUCUCUGGGGCUCCAGCUUCACAGGUGCAAACUUGAUUCCCUUUCCUCACAAAGUGCAGAGUAGUCUCUUGGGGCUGACUCUGUUAACCAAGGUCACAGCAGACAAAAACGUGAGUGAAAGCGCCACUCCGUUCAUUUAGAGUGUACACUGUGAUAAUCAGUGGGCUAGGGGUGUUUGGCCAAUUUAUACAUUCAUCAAGAACAUAGGAAGAUAAGUGAUGUGAGCAGAGCCUUUCAGUAAGAACAGCUAAAGGGACAGCCUAGAUCUAGUGGCCAGCUGCUCGCUCUCUCUCUCUCUCUCUCUCUCUCUCCCUCCCUCCCUCCCUCUCUCCCUCUCCCUCUCUCUCUCUCCUCUUUUCUCCCUUAAUAUGACAGAUAAUGCAAUUAGUGUAAUAAAACAACAAAGAUAAAGAGUUGCUUGUGGUGUGAAGCUCCUAAAACAUUGUUAAAAGAGGGCAACAGAAUAUGAUCAUAUCAGCUUGAGAAAUGGAAAAAGAAAAAUAAAAAAACUC
Messenger RNA from Alexandromys fortis (reed vole), 6151 nucleotides. It is a transcript of the gene Slfn14, whose product is annotated as schlafen family member 14. Gene Ontology annotation, molecular function: ribosome binding; RNA endonuclease activity. Gene Ontology annotation, biological process: mRNA catabolic process; rRNA catabolic process. The record is from RefSeq and is a predicted model, not a curated record. The coding region runs from base 2415 to 5090 and encodes 891 amino acids. The transcript has 7 exons. Lineage: Eukaryota; Metazoa; Chordata; Mammalia; Rodentia; Cricetidae.